Messenger RNA from Annulohypoxylon maeteangense, 1470 nucleotides. RefSeq names its product Ydc2-catalyt-domain-containing protein. Gene Ontology annotation, molecular function: Y-form DNA binding; crossed form four-way junction DNA binding; DNA endonuclease activity. NCBI's taxonomy places the organism in Eukaryota, Fungi, Ascomycota, Sordariomycetes, Xylariales, Hypoxylaceae. The coding region runs from base 287 to 1321 and encodes 344 amino acids. The record is from RefSeq and is a predicted model, not a curated record. The transcript has a single exon. Gene Ontology annotation, cellular component: mitochondrion.
GAUCCACCUACAAAUUUGUCGACAUUUAUAUCUGAAAUUUGGGAAUAGGGUCAAUGUAAACCAAUCGGCCAGUAUUAACGACGAUUUCAACCGUCGACGGCUUGGCAACAUAAGAGAAAGGACACCUUUGGCUCAGACAGCAUCAAACUAGACGGAACCUGCAUAUUUCUAUCCCGCCUCUACCCACACGUAGCAGUUCUCUCCCACCCAUGGCUUCACACUCCGCGCAUAGAUAAGGUAGAAAGGUUGGUCGCAUACUACGUAUGUGGGAUAAUCCAACGCUACCAUGCCAUCAACGCCAGAAACGCUCCUGCCAAAGUUCAAAGUUGCGCACUUGAAGCAACUGGCAUCUCUAUGCGGCGCCAAGACAUCAGGCCUAAAGACAGAGCUUGUCGAGCGUCUCCUCUCCAUCUCCCAGCUACCGGCACCUAAGACCCAGCCAUUGGUCCUAAGUAUAGACAUGGGAAUCCGGAACUUGGGGUACAGUCUCUUAUCCCCUACCGCCGCUUCGUCCGGACGAAAAAAGAAGCCCGCGUCUCUAACAGCCGAAGCCCUACGCAGCCCGUUGCGCAUAAACCUACACGCCUGGCAACGCCGGGAGCUUUUCGACAUAUCGCCAGACGAUCCGGUCGAUCCGGAUCAGUUCAGCCCGGCCUCUCUAGCCAUCGCUGCGGACCGGCUAGUGCGGCAGGACUUGCUGCCCCUGAAACCGACACACGUGGUCAUCGAGCGGCAGCGUUGGCGCAAUCAAGGCGCGGCCGGGAUAUUGGAGUGGACAGUUCGAGUAAAUACGCUAGAGGCUAUGCUCCACGCUUCACUGCGUACAUCGCGAGAACUGGGAUACUGGGACGGCGAUGUCACAUCCGUGUCUCCAGCUAAUGUCGCACGGUUUUGGCCGGUGGAUCCCGAGGAUGUCCCAAAGAGUAAAGCUAGGAAGGGCGUCGAGGGGAAAGCGCGCAAGGAGUCAAAGUCGAUGCAGAGUAAGAGAUAUAAGAUCGGCGUCCUAACGGGUUGGCUGAAGAGGGAAUCUAAGGACCAAGUUAUUUUGCCUGGGAAUGACGAUAUUGAGAAUGCUAUUCAGCAAUUCCGCCUGAGAUUAGGUGGUGCCCGUAAGUCCAAGUCGCGUGUUGCGGAAGAGUUUUCGGCAUAUGAAGCUUGGCCUCGGAAGCUUGAUGACCUGACGGACUGUCUCUUGCAAGGCGUGGCCUGGCUAAAAUGGGAGGAAAACAGAGCGCUCCUCCUUAAUGAAAAGAAGCUACUAGAGCUCCUAGACUCAGAUAUCUUAGACAAAGAAAUCGUCACACCACUAGAUGAAAUAUGAAAUAAGCGUUUAAUCGCAAUUGUAUAAAUAUCCAUCUAUAUUCAAACCAAGGCCCAGGUCCUCGUCAAGACUAUUCUCCAUUACCCUACGCGCAACGCAAUUCCAAGCAAAACCGAGCCCGUGAAGAUUGGGGUAUAACAGGCCCAGGC